Histoplasma capsulatum G186AR is the source of this 1293-nucleotide messenger RNA. RefSeq lists its product as uncharacterized. The record is from RefSeq and is a predicted model, not a curated record. NCBI's taxonomy places the organism in Eukaryota, Fungi, Ascomycota, Eurotiomycetes, Onygenales, Ajellomycetaceae. The transcript has 8 exons. The coding region runs from base 1 to 1293 and encodes 430 amino acids.
AUGUUUUCCGUGUUGGAUCUGUUUCUCUCUGCUGGGAUUUUCAGGGGGAAGCGUUCCGUGGUACUUAGCCGAACCCUCACUCCUUUCUUCCCCUCUUCUUCUCCUAUUUUGUCCUGUGGUCACUUCCUUUGGUCACUUCCUUCACGUCUCUGGCCAACCUGCGACAAACAUUCUUGGAUCGAAGAGCACCCUCAGUCAAGCCUUGAUGUUCUUUCAUCUAAGGACCAUGUUUCUUCUCCAGUUUUCCUAGAUCAUCCAGCCCUAAGUGGAAAUUCUGCGUCGUCCACGAGUGUUUUCCCCCCUCUAUACCCGUCGACAUAUGCUAAUUGGCCGCAUAACGCCACGACACGUCACUUAUUGGUGCAACCCCCGGUUGAGCUAUCACGUUACCUGUCUAGGACCUUCCAGAUAGACCUCCUACGCAGGAGAGCAGCUGUCUCCGUCAGCUUCCUGUCCGGCUUCUUCCAUGAGAUAAACCCGGGUCUGAUGGCUUCACGCUACGCAUGCAGAGCGUGCCUCCCUCCGCCGGGGCAGCCUGUUCUACCGCUCUCUCCAAAGCUAUCCCCAUAUCCCCCUUCCGUUGAGAUGUCCUCCAAGUCAUCCUCCGUCGUAUCCUGCGGCCACGUCCAAACAGACGUGGUGGCUUUCCCCCCAACGAAAGGGAUUUCCCUUAACUCUCCACCCAGCGAAGGCAUAAACCACCAGGAAGAAUGUCCACAGCGUAUCCCAGAUGGUAACAACCAGCCGGGGAGCACACCUCCAGCCCAAAGGCAGCCCUCAAACUGGGACACCAAGGACCCCCAGACUAAAGCCUCAUGGAAAGUAUCCAGCCUUCAUAGACCCGGCCCUCGUCUACAGGAGUCGACAAUCUAUCCUCCCGUUUACAGCUGUCGUUCCCAUUCCCAGUCCCAUCCGCUAAUACAGUUGCAUGGUUUCACCAAGCUAGUGGUCGGAGUCGUCAAGGCGCACAAAAUCAGUCCUGGCCACCAACGUGAAUGUGCUGUACAAGUCUCGGUCGACAUAAUACUACGUCCAUAUUACACUCGUACGCAGCGUAGACACAUCAUGGGGGUCCAUGCUCAGUUUCAUCAUAUCUGUGGAGGUCCAUAUACAGUCCUGACCUCCACCAAUUUCCCCACCCUUGAUUGGCUUGACCACGCUAGCCCAAGUCACAAAUCCGACCAAUCGCGAGGUGGUGCCUGGAUCCCAGACAAGGAGAGCCUCAGGUUUGGAGCUUGCAGCCUAAAUCUUGGCCGUCAGGCGAGGCAAUAUUUGGUUGAGCUCCAAGAUUGA